This is a messenger RNA of Macroventuria anomochaeta, 1182 nucleotides long. RefSeq lists its product as uncharacterized. The record is from RefSeq and is a predicted model, not a curated record. Bases 1 to 1182 code for a protein of 393 amino acids. Lineage: Eukaryota; Fungi; Ascomycota; Dothideomycetes; Pleosporales; Didymellaceae. The transcript has 2 exons.
AUGGUCUAUGGAAUCGAGACGACGCACUCCAAACCACCACCAGUGGUGCUCUUCGGCUAUGAUUCAAGCCCAUUCACCAACAAAGUCCGCCUAGUUCUACGAAUAAAAAAACUCCCCUUCUCCUACGUCGCCGUUCCCUCGAUGAUGCCGCGCCCCUUACUGCUAAAAACCUUCGGCGUGUCCUACCGCAAAAUUCCCAUUCUCGCCAUCGGCCGAGAAAUAUACUGCGACACAUCCCUCAUCAUCGAGGCGCUAGAACACUACUUCCCCUCAUCCUCCUCCUCCUCUUCCUCAUCCUCUUCUUCCUAUGGCUACGGGACUAUCUAUCCCCCAGUUUCUAUUUUCUCGUCUUCUCCUUCGUCUCCAACUUCGACAUGGGACUACCGCCCCCUAGCCCGGGGUUUCGCAUCCUUCUGGACCGACAAGCCUCUCUUCCGCACCACCACCGGCCUCAUCCCACAUACAGUCUGGGAGUCUGCAUUCGGUACCGAUCGCACGCAGUUAAUCGGGCACCGCCUUGACCCGGAGAAGCUCAAACUCAAGGUUCCGCAGAAUCUUGGGACGUUCGAUCUUCACCUCUCCCUUCUUGAACCUAUUUUCUCCGGCAAGAGUGGAAGUGGGUGUGGGUGGGUGUUCCCGACGUGUGGUCCGAGUUUAGCGGAUAUCAGUCUUUAUUAUCAGAUUAAGUGGGGUGCUGACAUUGCGGCUGGGAAGGGGAUAUAUAACUUGACAGGAAGCGGGACACCGGACACCGAUACUGAUAUCAUGAAACCAGUUUGGAAUGAGGAGAGGUAUCCAGGGUUGUGGCGGUGGUUCCACGCUUUUGAGGAGUACAUCGGCGGAUUGCCGGAUCUGGAGGUCGUGGUGAGGGAGGGGGAUGAGGCGUGGAAUGAGGAUUUGAGGGAGAAGGAGCUUUGGGAGGAGGAGAGGAUGUUGGUUCCUGCUGCUGUGGGGCCGCAUGGGAGUCUGGACAAAGAACGCGGGCUUGUGGCUGGGGCUAUGGUGUCGGUUGUGCCGGAUGAUACGGGGAGGGAUAAUCCGAUGGUAGGGAGGCUGGUGGCGAUUGGGGUCGAAGAGGUUGUCAUAGAGCCGGAGAAGGAGGGAGAGGUGAACGUUAGGGUGCAUUUUCCAAGGUUGGGGUUCGUGGUCAAAGUAGUUGAAGGGGAGAAAGCGAAGUUCUGA